This is a messenger RNA of Trichophyton rubrum CBS 118892, 936 nucleotides long. RefSeq lists its product as uncharacterized. Gene Ontology annotation, molecular function: FAD binding; NAD(P)H oxidase H2O2-forming activity; kynurenine 3-monooxygenase activity. The record is from RefSeq and is a predicted model, not a curated record. Gene Ontology annotation, biological process: NAD+ metabolic process. Bases 1 to 936 code for a protein of 311 amino acids. NCBI's taxonomy places the organism in Eukaryota, Fungi, Ascomycota, Eurotiomycetes, Onygenales, Arthrodermataceae. Gene Ontology annotation, cellular component: mitochondrial outer membrane. The transcript has a single exon.
AUGAAAUAUACCCGCAUGGACUAUCGACAAGAAUAUAUCGACUGUUUAUGGUGCGAAUUCUCGAUUGCACCCUCCAACGAUAACGACUUUCAAAUUUCUCCACACCACCUGCAUAUCUGGCCUGGUGGUGACUUUAUGUUUAUCGCGCUUCCGUCUCCUGAUAAAACAUUUGUUUGCACCCUAUUCGCUCCUGCCGAGCACUUUGCAACUCUAGAAAGUGAUCCAAAAAUCCUCCUCAAGUUCUUCCAGACCCAUUUCCCUGGCGUCUCUCCUGGGUUGAUUCCGCCUGAAGAUCUUAUCAAGCAGUUUAGCACAAAUCCUCACCUCCCAUUGAUCAGUCUCAAAUCUUCUCCUCAUCAUUAUGGCUCCAGUGCUGUCAUACUUGGCGAUGCCGCCCACGCCGUGGUCCCAUUCUACGGACAGGGGCUUAAUGCAGGUCUUGAGGACGUUAGGGUACUUUUUGAAUAUCUAGAUAAACAGGGUGUAUAUUCUGCGUCUAGUGCAGAUAAUAGCCCACAAAUCGCAUCGCUUCGUGCAAAAGCGCUCGAUGCCUACUCCCGCCAGCGCAUUCCUGACGCCCAUGCCAUCAACCAUCUUUCCAGGGAAAAUUUCAUUGAAAUGAGAGCAGGUGUGAAAUCACCAGUGUACCGGAUGAGAAAAGCUCUUGAGGAGGCGCUUUACAAGUACUUUCCUGGGCUUGGUUGGUCUACACAAUAUGCUCGUGUUAGUUUCAGCAACGACCGCUACUCGGAGGUAGUAAAGGCCACGAAAAGACAAACAAAUGUCCUCAGCAAAGCUAUGCUUACAACUUUUGUUUCUUUGGUUGGCUUCUCCACCAUCGGCUUAUGGAAAUGGCCAUGGUCUAGAGAUAUUAUUACUAGAAUGUUACAUGCUUCAACUCGAAUUGCUAAAGGGAUAGAGAAAUCCUUGGCCUAA